This is a messenger RNA of Colias croceus (clouded yellow), 2952 nucleotides long. Its product is annotated as carcinoembryonic antigen-related cell adhesion molecule 5-like. The transcript has 17 exons. Lineage: Eukaryota; Metazoa; Arthropoda; Insecta; Lepidoptera; Pieridae. The record is from RefSeq and is a predicted model, not a curated record. Bases 495 to 2900 code for a protein of 801 amino acids.
GAACGCAGCGCGCGCGCGCGUCAAAAUGGCGGUUCAGUGACGUUUGAUAAUCUGUGGUCAAUCGAUGUUGGCGGGAAUUAUUGUGACGUUUAGUGCUUUUUUAUGGAGUGUUCUUUUUUAAUUUGAUUUCAGUUCCCGUUGGUGAGGAGUGAAAUUUUGGAUAUCUCCCAAAUAAUAUGACAUUUUGAGUGAAAUAAAAAUAGACAGGUUUAAUUAAAGAAAACGACAAGAGGCAUGCGAUAUAAUUGGCUUCGUUACUGGCAAGAGACAAAAAAUAGAAAAUAAUAAUGACAAAGUUGAACUGGAUUUAGUUUAAGAAAUUAAUAACAGCUGUAGAUGAAGACAACGAAACAAAAAAAGAUAGCAAUAUAAAUGUAAAAUUAUUUCCAUCGAAAUAAAUACCAGAAUACCUAUGGAUAAAACAGAUAGUGAUAAUAAUGAAGAACGUGAUGGUGAUACGAAAAGUGGUGUAAAAGUGAUUGGAAACAGUGAAAAUGGCGAAUUUGAGUGAAAUAGUGUUUGUGUUGGUGAUUCUAAUCAGGACGAGUAUGGAGAUUGUGGAAUCAAAUAUAAUCCAAGUGUGGUCCGCGCCAGGCGGGGAGACCCGCAUGCCGUGUGAUCUCGCAGCAUCAGCUCGGGAUGUCGCCAUGAUGAUGUGGUUUAAAGAUGGCGACAGGAUGCCCAUAUAUACGGUAGACUUCAGAAACGGUCCACCCAUCCACUGGGCAGUAGCUGGCGAGUUCGGAACCAGGUCACACUUCGUUCUGAACGAGUCGGAUCCAUCAUCAGCUCACCUGGUGGUUGAGAAGGUGACGCAACUCGACGAGGGAGUGUAUAGAUGCAGGAUAGACUAUAUUGAUGCACCUACUAGGAACUAUAGAGUAAAUCUGACUGUCAUUGUCCCUCCAGAGUCCCCUCGGGUGCUGGAUAGCGAGGGGAGGGAGGUGGAGGGGAGCCUGGCAGGGCCGUACAGAGAGGGGCAGGAGCUUAAGUUAACUUGCCAGGCUGAUGGUGGUAAACCCCCACCAGACAUAACCUGGUACCACGGGGACGACCGGCUCGCGAUAGCGCGCGACGCGAGCAGCUGUCUGGUGCGCGUUACUCUGUCUCGGGAGAUGAGCGGCGCGAAGUUAAGGUGCCGAGUCGACCCGCCCUUGUUGAAGACCAUAGUCAGGGAUGUCACUUUGAAGUUGUAUUUGAAACCACAAUACGUUCGAGUGACGGGAGGAGGUCCCACCAGAGCGAGUCAUGAGCGUUCUUUCGUCUGCACGACGCGGGGGUCCAAACCAGCUCCUAAUGUAGACUGGUUUAUUAAUGCCCAGAGGAUUGACUCUUCUCUAACCCAGGUAGAAGUAGACGGUGAAGUAACCAAAAGCAUUCUAACCUGGCGCGUGCGGCGCGAGGACAGCGGGCGCGAGCUCGCCUGCCGCGUGUCCAACCCUUGGUUCCCGGCGCAUACAUUGGAGGACUCUAUUGUUUUGGAAGUUUUGUAUCCACCAAUCCCCCAAAUAUCUUUAAUCGAGCCGCGCGACAGUCGCCAACUCCGUGAGGACCAAGAUGCUGUCCUGCUGUGUUCCGCUGAUGCGUCCCCACCGGCGUAUAACUUCUCCUUUUAUAAGGGCUUCGAGGAUCACUUAGUCCGAGACGAUCCCAUAGGAGGCAUAUCCAUAGAGGGCCAGAAGCUGUUCCUCCACAACCUGAGGAGGCAUCACUCCGCGAGAUACAGGUGCAGGGCGUGGAACUCGGAGGGCAGUGGACUCAGCGAACCGAUGAAUUUAAAUGUAUUGUCUCGACCAGAAUGUUCAGCAGGCAGUGUGGUCCAGCACAUCGCGGGCGCCCCCGGGGGGGAGGUGCGUGCGCGAUGUUCCGUGAGUGCGCCCUCCGCUAGGGACGCGGGGCCCUUGAAGUUCUAUUGGACUUAUAAUGGGACUAAGGAUGUGUUGCCUAUACCAGUAUCAAACGUAACAACAAUGGGAUCAAGCAGCACAGUUAUCCACGGUCUGCCAAGUAUUGAUGAUGAAGAGGAUCUGGGCUGGCUCGCGUGUUGGGCCAGGAAUGAUAUCGGCAACCAACGGGAACCGUGUUUGUUCAGGAUCAUGCCUGCUGGUUACCCUGAACCGCCCAGCAAGUGUGAAGUAGACGGCAGCUACAUCCGCUGUGAAGCCGGCCAUGAUGGAGGACUUCCACAAUGGUUCGUAAUGGAAGCCCUGGGAGUGAAGCCAUACGAACAUGUGAGGAAUGAGAUCGAUUCCACCAUGAAUGACCAGGGCAUAUCCGGUCGUGGUCUAACCGAAACAGUGUACAAAACAAGCAACGACGCUUCCCCGCAGUUCGCAUUAGACGCCCUAUCACCGGGACGAUACACAUUCCUCAUUUAUGCGGAAAAUCCAAGAGGAAGGUCACUACGACCCGCGGCUUUACAUGGAGUGCCUGUUAGGACUGUGGAUGAUCUGGAUAGACCGGAUUCGCUGCAAACCAUGACGCCAGCCCCACCGCAAGUGCCCAUAGCUCCUCAAGACAACGGCGUGGCUUUGCUCGUCGGAGCAGCUUUAUCAUUAGUUCUUCUGACCAUCCUAACGACCAUUUGCGUGACCAUGGUCGUCAUGUGCAAGAAGGAAACACGACCGAGACGAGAUACUGAAACUAACGCGACUACCCGCAACGUCGGCGUGUCCAUGUACAGCGGCGUGUCGGGCAGUCGCGCGCCGACCGUGCUGGUGCGCGGUCGCGGCUCGCGCGUGCUCGCGGCGCGCUGGUCCGCCGUGCUGGACGACACGCCGCUCGCUAUGUUGGCGCUGGACAGCCGGUCUCAUGCUAACACAGAUAGCCACAGCGACGGUGACAUUCACGAAACUGCAUUUAUAAGACACGGAAAUAUGGAAACGCAAACUGAUUCUUAGAUAAAUGAAGUUCUGAAUGAAUUUGAACAUUCAAGAUCGUUCUGCUUAUAUA